CAUCCCUUAAGCAGGCUUGCUCAUGCAACUCAUUCAUUUGCUUACUUCAUUCCUUUGACAACAAGCCUUGAUUUUUUAAAGUCUCCUGCCAAUCUUACUAGUCUGGUGCAACAACGAAAUCACACGCCAGUCAACAAACACACCCUCUGCCAAUUUUUUCCCAUCUAAAAAGGACCCGGUUCUUGACAACCAAAGCUUAUCUAGACUAAUACAAAUAUACACAUUGAUCUCCUACCUAUGGCCGCAUUACCCACUAUCAUCAUCAACGGGCACACUGCCCUUCAUUCACAAGCAAUCGAUCGUGACCACGUUGCGGGCCGCAACCACACUGAUCAACCACAUCAAAGCCAUGUUUCAUCCACAUCUACGCCAAAGCAGUUAAGAGUAGCGGUCGUUGGAUCAGGUCUCGCUGGAUUGACUAUCGCCCAUCUCCUAUCCUCAUUGCACACUGAGAACGGACAUGGCAAUACGGCUAUUGACGUUCAUGUGUUUGAAGAAGCACACAAAUUUGGUAUGGAUGCUGCUUCUCUAUCCGUACCAUGUCCAUGUCAAGAGUGUGUCCAAGCCUCGGGGACAGAGACCCACAAGAGCCCCAAUCAAAAACAUGCCGAAGGUCGUAUGGAUGUGCCUAUGAGGAGUUUUUUUCCAGAGUACUACCCUAAUCUAGUACGUCUUUAUCGAUCCAUCGGUGUCAAAUUUCAAGAUGCAGACAAUACCUUGUCCUGCUUUGAUAUCAAGUUCGACUCAAGACGAGCGACUUGUGAAAUUUCUGAUACCUAUAGUAAUAAUUACGAUAAAGAGAAAAUCAAAGCCGUUCAAGUUCAGGAACCUUAUCUGUCCUCCAGAUCGUACAAGAUCGGUUCACAAACCAUCACUCUCCCGGAUUUGCCGCGGUUCUCCUUACUCAAUCCAUUUCCUUUUGGACGACGCAUCGCGGGAUAUGUACGUAUCGCAUAUGACUAUCUUCGUAUGUUGAUGAUUUCCAAAGAGUUUCUGGCUAAAGGUCGGAUGAUGGAUAUCGGCAAACAUCCGAUUGAAUGGGGCAAUGGUCGAUUGAUCACAUUGCGCGAGUUUUUAGAGGCAGGGGGAUAUAGUCAAGAGUUCUGUGAGUUCUUUGUUCCCUUGUUUGCUUCAGUUUGCACGUGUAGCUUUGAGCGAAUGAUGGAAUAUCCAGCUUGUGCGGUCCUUGAAUAUGUAGCGAGAUGUAUGCCUUUCGGUCGGAUGCAGUUUGUUUCUUCUGGAGUCCAGGAUGUGGCCGAAAGGUUGGCGAAGAACAUUGGUACAAUCCAUUUCAACACCAGGAUCGAACGUGUUGUCAAAGGCAACAGAACAUCUACCUCAGGCCUCGAAACGCAGGGUCCGGCAAAUGGACCUGUUAUCCUGGUCGAUUCUCGUGGCAUUGCAAGAUCGUUUGACCAUGUCGUGUUUGCCACACAAGCCAAUCAAGCUGCGUUCGCAUUAGCUGGUCAGUCACCUACAAGGCAUCCUCGGUCUGAAUGCGAUCAACCAUUUGGCCCUGAUCCUCCUAUCUAUGACCCUGCAGUCUUGGAGUCGAUCGAACCAACCUCUCCAUUCUUUCAUCAAAUCAAAAUACUUGCCAAAUUUCCCUAUGAGCGGACUCGAGUCGUGUGUCAUACAGACAAGUCCUUCUUGCCCAAGAAUCAAGCACAUUGGCGGUUGUUGAAUAUUGCUAAAUCAUCCAAAGCCGACGUCUUGGCGUCCCCGUUGAACAAAAUCACCAGAGAUCUCGAGCUGGAGAUGGAGAUGCGCUCCAAGAAAGCCAAGGAGCCCCGAGCAACCAUCUUUUCAUUAAAACCAUCGGCGCUGGUUAACCAUAAUCACCUAAAUUGCAACAAUCAGCUCAAUAGCAAUAGCAGGGUUAGGCCCACGGCAAGUCGUAGGAAUAGCUCUUCAAAGGUGCGCACCCAUUUUACCCCUUUACCAUCUGCAACCAACAUCGGAUCGGCAAUAGUUGCAUCCACUACCACUACUGCUACGGCUGCUUCGUCCACAGCAUCGCUUAGUCACAACUCUGCGAUGGCGACACACAUUAUGAAUAGCACUACUAAUCCAGCAAUGCAACGAGGAUGGGCAACCAAGUUUCUUCAGACAACCAAUCCUAUUUUCCUCCCUCGACCCGAGACAGUCUUGUCAUCGACUUGGUUCGAGCGUGCUGUUGUUAACCCGGUCUCAACUAAGGCUGUUGAUGAGCUUCAACGUAUGAUGGACCAACAAACAGCGCAUUGGGUUGAUCAAAACCAUUCACACAUUAAAAUCAUGGCAGCUAAAAGGAAAGGAGAGAAGGAGCAGGAUUGUUUGGAUUACGUUGGUAUUGGCUCGCUAGAUACACCGGAGGUCCCUGUUUCAGAUCGCAUCUGGUUUGUAGGAAGCUAUGCAUACCCAGGUAUUCCCCUGUUGGAAGGAUGUGUGGUCAGUGCACUGCAAGUCUGCGAUCGGAUUAGGGCCAUAGAAGCAUCCCGAGGUCAUCCAAUAGCUCCUUCUGUCUCUGUUCCAACCGAGACUUCAUUUCUAAAACGCGCUGAAGCUCUUCGAGGACUACAAAAACGAGAUGAGCGAGUUAGUGGUGAAGACAAGAAGACAAAAGCUUCUAGUGCAACAGUCAAUUACUUCCAGACUGCAUGGAAAGAUGCACAGCUUUUGGAUGACGAUCAGAGUGAAAUCCAAAAGGACACCAGUGAGACUUACUCGAAGCGAACAUUUUCAGUAGCAAUAGCAUCAAAUUUCUAUGUGCAAGUCGCUUGGAUGCUACUAAUGUAUGCAGCAGCUGUUAUGAAGUGGUGCUUUGUGCUCAUUGUUGAGAGCUUUGGAGGCGAUGGAAGUCGCUGGGCUUUGGCAUAGAAAAUUAGAAUAUUUUAUACCCUUAAUAAAG
Molecule: messenger RNA, 2890 nt
Organism: Lobosporangium transversale
Lineage: Eukaryota; Fungi; Mortierellomycota; Mortierellomycetes; Mortierellales; Mortierellaceae
Exons: 3
Coding region: 238-2859 (873 amino acids)
Molecular function (GO): oxidoreductase activity
Source: RefSeq, a predicted model, not a curated record